ACGAGGUUUGCGUCGCUCCCGCUUCCGGCCGAGACUGCGGGAAGAUGGCGGCGGCCAUGGCGGCAACCGCCCUGACAGUCACCUUCGGGCGGUUGGUGUCCGCAUGCAGCCGCAGCAUCCUGAGACCUUCUGGGCCCGGAGCGGGGUCCCUUUGGUCUGCUGCUCAAAGGUUCAAUUCGCAGAGUACUUCAUUUCCACCAGGAUAUGUUCCUAAAACCUCCCUGAGUUCACCUCCAUGGCCAGAAAUUGUCCUGCCAGACCCAGUUGAGGAGACCAGACACCAUGCGGAGAUCGUGAGGAAGGUGAAUGAGCUGAUCGCCACGGGGCAGUACGGCAGGCUCUUUGCUGUGGUACACUUUGCCAGCCACCAGUGGAAAGUGACCUCCGAAGACCUGAUCUUAAUUGGAAAUGAACUAGACCUCCAGUGUGGAGAGAGAAUUCGACUGGAGAAGGUGAGACCACCAAGCUUCUCUGGACAUUCAGGGGCUCAGCCACCAAAUAUGCAAUCCCUACGCUCCAGCUCACACUGAGGAGGGUCCCCCCAG
Molecule: messenger RNA, 545 nt
Organism: Cebus imitator (Panamanian white-faced capuchin)
Lineage: Eukaryota; Metazoa; Chordata; Mammalia; Primates; Cebidae
Gene: MRPL21
Product: mitochondrial ribosomal protein L21
Exons: 4
Coding region: 45-530 (161 amino acids)
Cellular component (GO): mitochondrial large ribosomal subunit
Molecular function (GO): structural constituent of ribosome
Source: RefSeq, a predicted model, not a curated record